GAUCCAUGGUUCUGGGGCCUGACAGCCGACCGCAGACCUCAGCCCUUCGUGACAGUGCAAACGAAGAAAUCAAAUCAGCUCACACUCUUGUCAGUCAUCAAAUACUUACGGCAUCGUGAAACAGAGCUGAAGGUUCACCCGCGCAUACCUCCAGGGAUAUCGCAGAACUCGCUGUGUGCUGUCUCGACACCCAGUAGGGUACAUCGAAAAUGAGUGCAAAAAGCGUUUAUACAAGAAGCGAAAUCAGUAUUUUGCCAAGAACGCCGCUUCGCCUGAAGAUCGCUAGAAGAGCCCCUUACAAACGCGUUGGACAUCAGGCAUGCCCUGCUGAGAAGUGAAGGCGAAAGGGCAACAACUUGAAGGCAAGCAAACGAUUUAGGGAAACAAGCGCCGUUCAGACAUUUGCUCACUUCACCCAACCCUGCCAGCCCUGCACCUGCGCUUGUUAAAGUCAACUGUCACGGUACACCACCCGCCAAACGUCAAUCAGGAAUAGUUAGUACCACACCUGCAUAAAGAAAUAACACAACAACAUCAAAACAAAAAUGUAAUAAUUUUAAAAGCUGAAGCUCCGGGAGAAAUAGUGUGAAUGUUUGCACUUUGAAAAGGCUCUUUAUGAGCUCACGGAAAACUUGCAGAUACAACGUUCAUGGAACGACCACAAGGCAACGUUAGUGAGCCUAAGGAACCCACAAACCCCACAAACAAAGUUGCACGUGACGUGACGUAAGGGUACGAAAGCAGACCUCUAGAUACCGGAGGUCUCCUUAUCUCCUCGACGGGGCAUCUUCAUUGCACACUUGUACGAUGCAUUUAAAGAAGGAAUUCAGGGCUUCCGGACUCUGUGCCACUGGGCACUCAGCGUCGCCAAGAAAGUAAUCGCUACCGAUUUGCAUAAAGGGCGUAGACGAUUUUAAAUUCAACAUCGGUUUACGCUUUCCACGAGACACGACACUUCACGAGGACGUUUCGUUUCGUCGAAGGCUUUCUUGCGAAUAUUUAGACGAAGGCUCUUCAAAGGUCCACAUCGAGAAGACACCGCAAGAACACGAUCUGACAGGGCAGGACAGUCCCGCAUUACUGUCGAAAGAAGCAAGCACUUGCUCAUUUUACAGUAAUAUCCGGGUAUAACUCAUUUUCAAGAUACAAUUUAACAGAUAUUUGUUAGGUUCAAGCAACCGGACAACUAUCGGGUACUGGAGAGAAAACAACAACAUCGCUCCCUACAGGUUCACAGCAAUUGGGACCUCCAAAGCGGACAACUGCCGCAGGCUUCUUCAACGGGGAGACACCCCACGCACACGUUCAACCUGUCAACGCGAAUGACCCAAUCUACCGUUGCAACGGCGCCGCAGAAGAAGACGUCCGAACCGUGAGGACCCCCGGCGAUCGUACACGGGCGGUAGCGACAGCAGGCCGCAGCCGACGUGAGCGGUGCGGCGGCACCGCCGUAAAAGCCGACACAGCAGCCCCAGAAGCAAGAAGAAGGGGGGACUUCCCCGGGAGGGGACUGGGGGGAGGCGCGGCAAAGGCACGUUGCGCGACUCCGCCCUCCAGCGUAGCCCUGCCGAAAAAAGAAGCGGCGAGAGAGGGGGCAACGCGUACUCGUACGGGACGACGCAGUCGAAGCCAUGCCGCCGGGCCCUCGGAGACCCGGGGAAGAAGCUCCGCUGGUCGUCUGACAGGGCCGGCUCGUCGCGGUGCCGAAGGCCGGGCAAGCCCGAUGGAUUACGCGCUGUUGCGGAGGACAGCGGCCAGCCUGGUCGUGGUCGUGCUCAUGGCGCUUCUCCUCCGGACCGCAACGACGGCCAAGGUGUCUGGGGGCGUGAACGGAAUCGGCCACUACAACCACAACAGGAGACGACUUCUAGAUCCUAAAAUGGAGGCUUACCGAGAAUCCAUGGCAAUGCGGUGGCAACUGCUCAUGGAGCCCGCCCGAGUGUGCAAGAAGAAGAAGCUGCUGCGGGGACGGAAAGCCCGCAUCUGCCGCAAAGAGCCCAAGGUGGUCCGCGAGAUCGCCAGGGGAGUGGACCUGGGCAUCCGGGAGUGCCAGAACCAGUUCAGGUUCCACCGAUGGAACUGCUCCACCCAUCGCUCUUCCAUGAAGAAGGUCCUCAUGAAAGACACCAAAGAGGCCGGGUUCGUGGACGCCAUCGUGGCCGCCGGCGUGGUGUACGCCCUGACGGAAGCGUGUGCCCAAGGUCGUCUGCUCGACUGCCAGUGCAGGAGGCGCCACAACUCGGCCGACUCCCUGGGCCGCUCCGGCUGCGACCACUACGUAGACUUCGGCUACCACAAGUCAAGGGACUUCAUGAACCGGAAGCGCGUCGGAGACCUCCGGGCCACCAUACUCUCGCACAACUACGAGGCCGGCAGACAGGCGGUGAGGAUGCACCUGGAGCGCGUGUGCCGCUGCCACGGCAUGUCCGGGACCUGCUCCCUCAAGACCUGCUGGCGCAAGCUGCCCACCUUCAGCAAGGUGGGCCUGCGACUGCGGGACCGCUUCCAGGGUGCCAUACGCGUCACGGCAGGCAACAGCGGCAAGGGCUUCAUCCCAGAAUCGCCCCGCGUCCCAGGAAGGGAGGACAUUGUGUUUUCCGAGCAGUCGCCCGACUACUGCGACCCGGACCGACGUACGGGGUCCCUGGGCACCCGCGGACGCCAGUGUAAGCUCGGUGCUUCGGGACCCGAAGACUGCAGGACGCUGUGCUGCGGCCGGAAGGUUCGCAGUCGGCAGAUGGUGGUGAGCGUGGCGUGCAACUGCACGUUCCAGUACUGCUGCAACGUGACGUGUCAGACAUGCUUCGAGACUCUACAGGAGACCACGUGUUUAUAGAGUGUGCCGUUCGUUCCGUGGACCCUCCUCUUCGACUAGGUCUGUGAUAUUGUGCGCGCUCUAUGGAAGUAGAGGAAUGAUGCUGUACACUUGUGCGUGCGUGGAUGUGUGUGUGUGUGUGUGUGGUAGGGUGGAAUACGUGACACUUUUGCUCGGCUCAACGUCGCUUUUGAACAUGUACUAGGAGAAGUCUAAUGGAGAGCAGGUCUAUUUUCUUCGAAGACACUGCAAAGGACUGUGCGUGGCCAUACAUAAAAGUCAGCUGAUACAUAGUUCAUUUUCUGAGCGCCCUGGCUACCUUAUGAGCGUACGUGACUUGCACACUAUAUUCCACACUCAUUUGGCUGCAAGUAUAUGUGACCACACUUCGAUGCAAAAUGUUGACGAGUAACGUCGUUCUUAAAUUAUUUGCUUGAAAGGAUACCCUAUUGGCAACAGCUUCAGUAACUGGCGAGGGCAUGUUUGCUAGUAACGGGCGAGAAACCAUUCAUGAAAGGCUCCGUUGAAAGUGCAAAACCUUAUUUGCUGUCUGUUGACAAUUUCUCAGCCCAAAAUGUGUGUUGCUAGUAGUAUCUCGAAGGUAUAUUUUAAAAUCGUUUUACAUGUAGCUAAAAACGAUGCUCCUUCGAGAAAGAGCAUUGUAGUAAUAGAUAAUAUUUGUCUAGAUUACAAUAAACAUCAACACCUCGUCGGAUAAACACUAUUUUAGACGUAGGAGUGUAAGCACGUGUUCAUACAGUCUACAGUACUCUUUAAACACUUAUAAGCAACGUAAAGUUCAAUCAUGGGUAAUUAAGUUGCCAAGGAUACUUUUCAAUGAAUGAACAGUUCGGUUCAUUGUGGAGUAGAGCUUUCCGAGCCAUUAGUUAUGACUCAUAACAAACAAACAAAAUGUCGAUGCUCAGUUUAAGAGUCUUUUGGAAGUCACAUGACCAAGCGUCCGAGUGUGCUGCCGCCCUGCUGAACUCUUCUAGCAAUCCGCCAUUCAAUAGACGUGAGACACAUAUCGCAGUGCUUUAUUAGAUGAACUAUGUUUGUUUGUUGUUUUCUUCCUCUGAACUUUUUGUGUUGCAUUCAAUGGUGGACAGAUUGAAUGCUGUUCUUUACAAGAAGACGUUGUGUUACGUUUGUGGUAGGAGUGAAAAAAAACGAGGAAGGACGGUAUGUGUCGUGCUUUGCAUGUGCGCGUGAGUGUUACGUUCUUUCCAAUCUAAUGGCAUUUAAGUCGUAGUAGUCAGAUGUUGGCGUCUGAGACGUAGUUUUUUUGCACAAGAAUCCAAAAGUCCGCUUUGCGUUAUUGUUUUACUAGGAUUAAAUAAUACUGCUGCAACCGGACUAGAAUCCGCUCUAUCGCGGCGUUCGGCAUUGCGGUGGUAGUUCUCCCACAGUGUUCACUCGUGUAUUUUCUGGUUUGUUGUCGUCGCUGCUUAAAGCGCCAAAACAAAAAGGAUUGUUAUUACCUUUAGCUAGCAAUGAUGAACUAUUUCCAAUUUUUAUGCAAAAUAUUUAUAAAUGUUUCAAACAGUGUCUCGCACCUCUUGAAGUCACGUUAAAAGCAAUGAUGACCAAUUCAA
Ixodes scapularis (black-legged tick) is the source of this 4410-nucleotide messenger RNA. Its product is annotated as protein Wnt-6-like. Gene Ontology annotation, cellular component: extracellular region. Gene Ontology annotation, biological process: neuron differentiation; cell fate commitment; canonical Wnt signaling pathway. The record is from RefSeq and is a predicted model, not a curated record. The coding region runs from base 1724 to 2836 and encodes 370 amino acids. The transcript has 5 exons. Lineage: Eukaryota; Metazoa; Arthropoda; Arachnida; Ixodida; Ixodidae. Gene Ontology annotation, molecular function: cytokine activity; frizzled binding.